Thunnus maccoyii (southern bluefin tuna) is the source of this 3460-nucleotide messenger RNA. It is a transcript of the gene sack1gb, whose product is annotated as protein FAM83G. NCBI's taxonomy places the organism in Eukaryota, Metazoa, Chordata, Actinopteri, Scombriformes, Scombridae. The record is from RefSeq and is a predicted model, not a curated record. The transcript has 5 exons. Bases 182 to 2731 code for a protein of 849 amino acids.
UCUUUCCCGACCGGAGGGAUCUGUUUACCUCCUCGCUGGGUCCAGGUCACGCGGAUACAUUAUGGACCGGAAUAUCAGAUCGCACUUUUUCGUGGUUUGACCCUGCGGACCUGCGAGUGGAAACUGGGUCAGAGCGGUUUCAUUUCUUAACUAUUUAUUGACCGGUGGAUAUUUUGAAGUCAUGGCGUUGUCUCAGAUCCAGUGUUUGGACAACCACCACGUCAACUUACGCGUGAGUGAGAGUAAACCAGAGUUUUUCUACAGCGAGGACCAAAGGUUGGCGCUCGAGUCUCUCAUCACCGGGGGCCGAGACGCAUUCAGGGACUACAUCAGCAAGAAUGGCGUCCGGGAGUUCCUGUCUGGACCGGAGCUGGAGCGGAUUGUUCACAUAGCGGAGGCCUACCGGCCCGGGUACGAGCAUCACCCGAAACCAGAGACACCAGGACCGGUUCCCAUCACCCCAGGAUCCGGGGAAGAAGGGGGAGACGGCGAGGUGUCGCUCCAGUACUGGCCAGACCGGUCUGAGGCCUCAGUGGCGGAGCUGGACCUCGGUUGGCCCGAGGCCAGCUCUUACCGGGGGGUCACGCGCGUGACCGUGUACACCCAACCUCCAACUGAGGGGAACACGCACAUCAAGGAGGUGGUGCGCAAGAGCAUUGCAUCAGCCCAGAAGGUGAUAGCUGUGGUGAUGGAUGUGUUUACAGAUGUGGAUAUCUUUCGAGACCUGCUGGAUGCAGCCUACAAACGUAAAGUUCCUGUAUACAUAAUCAUUGACAUGGCUGCGGUCCCCUGUUUCCUUUCCAUGUGUGGAAGAGCUGAUAUGCACCGUGGACACCUAAAGAAUCUGCGUGUGCGCUGCUGCGGAGGAGUGGAGUUCUUUACACGGUCGGCACAGAAGUUGCGUGGUUCUCUGAGCCAGAAGUUUCUCCUGGUAGAUGGAGACAGAGCCAUCUCUGGUUCAUACAGCUUCACCUGGUCCUCCUCUCGUUUGGACCGUAACCUCAUCACAGUGAUCACAGGGCAGGCAGUGGAGACCUUCGACCUGCAGUUUCGGGACCUUUUCCUCAUGUCCAGAGGUGUGUCUCUCAGCAAGGUUCCAAUGGUAGAUGAACCAAUCCCUGACCCGCUCCCUCAGGCAGCUCCUGCUCCGGUGUCAGCUACUGUUGCUAGGAAGCUUAUCAAUCCCAAAUAUGCCCUUGUUGUCACAGGGACUCACACAAGUCCCACCUCAUCAGACCAGAACUCCAGCAACAAGAACUCAAAUUCCCAGAAUCCCACUGGGCUAAAAUUUAGGAAAGGACGUCUUAAGAAUGUUUCAGAAGAGCCACCCAUACAUCCUGGAUUGGCCCAUCUGGAGAAAGCGUACCUGAUUCCGUACCUUCCCACCUGGCCAGAGCCAGACCCGCCGAGCGAUGUGAUUGGUUUCAUCAACAUCAGGGAUGAAAAGCGUGCCAAUCAGGUCCACUUGCAGAGGUCAGAGCGGUUUGAGGUCAGUCAGGCAAUACGCUUCAAGUCACCGCUGACACUACCAGCACAGACUGAGGCACCUGCGUCUGGUCAGGAUGCGAAUGCUGCAGAAACAGCAGAACCUCCUUCUGGGAAUACAAGUGCUGAAGCCUCCACUCCUGUGAGCCCAACCAAUAAACAGCUCAAAGAGCAGAAACACACAGCUCCAAGUAAAGACCAAACUGAUGCAACAGAUUCCCGAGGCCCCCCUCAGCAGCCCAGCACUCCUCUAACACAGGACACUCACAAACCAAAUGCACACACUCCCACAUGUGAAUCCAACGUUACUGCAGAUUCACAGCCAACAGACAAUGCUAGACAAACUCCAGAGGCACAAAUUGCAGCAACUCCCGUUCCUAAACGCCGCACACUGCAGUUGGUCAUUGAACCUGCACCCUCAGAGCAGCCUAGUGAAGCAAAGGUCACUCUGAUAAAAAUUGACCCACAGGACAUCCCCGAUGGCUGUCCUACCAAAAAGAGAACCGAGAAAGAUGUAACACAAGGCCGUGGCCGCCUUACAUCAAAUAAGGAUGGCGGGGACUCUGGCAGCAAUGGCGAUGGCAGCCAAGACAGCACUAAGGUCAUGUGUGACCGAGCAGCCAAUGACGAACCUUCAAGUGCUUCCACGGCAUCAGACGAGGAGUUUUAUGAUUGUUCCCAGCAGCAGCCGAGCGACCCGUUGACCAACAGAGUCACGACAGGGUCAGGCCACGGGCAUCGCCAAGGUGACGGGGUCAACAUGAUGGCCCGCCUCUCUCAGAGCAUGCUGGAUCUGCGGGAACCCAGCCAGUCAGAGGACAGCUCUGACCUCAUCCGCCAAUCACAGCACCUGCGCAGACAUGGUCAUCCCUCACCACACAGGCAUAUAGGACAGUUGUUCCAGGGCUCUAGAUCUCCUGGUCGAGAUGCAAGACUGAGAGGACCUAAAGUAAUCAUUGCUAAACCAGGAAGUUUUCACCGCCCCACCCGAGCAGCAGGCCCUGUGAUUGGAGGCCACCGUUACUGGCAGGGUCAAACGCUGCAGCCAGAGACACGCUCUGGUCGGUCACCACGACGCCACAGCCCGGGCUACAGAAAGGCAGAUCACGCUUCGCCACAGCCACCAGCCAACCAAUCAGGGUUACUAGGAGUAUCUUUCUCAAAAGCGAGCAAUUUAAAACACUUGAAGGCACGAAGCGGAGCCUCCCAGAAGAAAGUGCCUCAAAAUAACAAGCCUGCUAGGUAGAACAGUGGGCCAGUUCAGGUACACAAAGAUGUUAUAAACUUCCUGCUAAAGAAUACAUGACUCUGCUCUGAGGCUAAGUAAAUGGGAUUUUUUUGACUGUUAACUAGGGUUUAACAGUUUAUUUGAUAAUAUGUUUUGAAAGGCACUGUCUGUAAAUGAAUCACAUGAAUUUCCAAAAAUGCAUCCUGGUAAAUGGCUCCUGUGUAAUGUACUAAUUUUAGAGGCAGAUAGUGAUAUCUGUGAGAGAAUAAACUUGAUAAUGACAUAUCAGCUGAUAUUUGUGUGUUUACAAAUGUGCAUAAAUGCAUAACCAGAUACAUUUGAGAAAGAUUCCCUCAAGAGGCAGGGUAUUUUCUUACUACAUGCCACAACGGUGGUCAUCUGUGAUACUCUAUGAUGUAGUAACAAUUCUCUGAAAAAAUAUUUCUAAAUUACCUCGUGCUUUUCUUUUUCGGAAAAUUGUACUGGAAUAUUGUGUCCAUAUCCGACACACACAGAUGCAAUGUAUGUGUGACAAACAAUGUCAGCCCACUGAUAUACAAGUGGCUCUUGUGUUGAUAACCACUGUGAUUGGUUACUGAUGGUGUGAGGGUGAUGUGAUGGCUUUCACAUAUUUGGAAGAUGUCAUUGAUGACUUAUGCAGAUGUAAAGAACAUGUUUAUAUGUGAUGUUAAACACUGAUAUGGGACCAAAAGUGAAUGUUAUAAAUAAAAUAACAUUAUUAUUGAC